Messenger RNA from Volvox carteri f. nagariensis, 1518 nucleotides. RefSeq lists its product as uncharacterized. Gene Ontology annotation, molecular function: methyltransferase activity. The transcript is spliced from 8 exons. The coding region runs from base 1 to 1518 and encodes 505 amino acids. NCBI's taxonomy places the organism in Eukaryota, Viridiplantae, Chlorophyta, Chlorophyceae, Chlamydomonadales, Volvocaceae. The record is from RefSeq and is a predicted model, not a curated record. Gene Ontology annotation, biological process: methylation.
AUGGCUAGGGUAGCGGCGCUGCCCGUCUUGUUGACGCUUAUUAUUGUAGUUGAAGAGGGUCUGCGCCUCGCAUUACGCCGCAUAUUCCACAGGCGCCGAAGGGCAAUAGGCAAGCUUGAGGCCCAAGAUCCCGUGAAGUACGGCGGCCUAGAAAGUCUGGUCUCCUUCAGUGCAUGCCUUAUUGCGGCCCACUCCUGCCCACACCGGCUCCCAGCUCCCAUACGGCCUACCAUGUCGGAGCGUAGGGAAGAGCAGGGGGGCAACGAGUUACCUCAAAUCCUAAUGGUGUUUAAGCGCUUUCGGGACCUGUACUCCGCCACGGAUGCCACUGCCAACCGGGCAGUUGAGACGGAGCAACGUGAGCCGUACAUUUGGGAUCCUCUGGCAGCCGGGCUUUGCGGACAGGAGGCGUUGGAAGCGAGGAGGCCGCAGCUACAGUCACAGCUGGGUAUAGCACCUGGGCCCCAGACUGUGGCGCGAAGGCCCAUUCCCCGCCUCAUCAUGCGCACCAAGUUCUUCGAUGACGUGGUGUCGGUGGUAACGUGGCGCGGUACGGGCCAUAGCGCGGCGGCGGCCAGCCACAGCUGCCAUGCAGAGCUGGCGGUGGCAGCGGCGUCGUCGUCUUCGCAGCCUUGUUUGCAGGUGGUGGUGCUGGGUUCGGGUCUGGAUGCGCGGCCUUGGCGGCUGCCGCUGCCGCCUGGCGUGCGCUGGUUCGAGGUGGACCGAGGCGACGUCCUGGCCGCCAAGCGGGCGCGGCUAGAUGCCCUCGGCGCGCAGAUUGAAGCUGCUGUAGGAGUCGCCACUGCUGUUGCUGCUGCUGAAACUGCCGAGGCGGUGGGGACUGAAGCUUCCACCCAGAACGGCUCCAGCGCGGGAUACCCAGCACAGGGCCGGCCGCUGCCGGAUCUGGACCAGCAACAGCAGCCGGUUCAAAAGGGCUAUUCGGGGAUGCACCACACGGAAACCUCAGGAGACGGCGGCGGCGGUUGCAAUGGCAGCUAUCGCUACCCGCUGCAUGCGGCGAGCUGGAGCUGCUGCGCAGUGGACCUACAGCGGCGCGGCUGGUCACAGGGGCUAUUGGAGCAAGGGCUGGACCCCCGUGCGCCGGUGCUGUGGGUGUUGGAGGGGCUGCUGUACUACCUGGAGGAGGAGGACGUGGAGGCGCUGCUGAAGGCGAGAACGGGGCCUGGUCUGGUUUGGCAGCGUAGGGCCGCUGCGACGCAUGAAAGCGGCGAAAACGCGGCGCCCAGUGGUGGGAGGGACCGCGUCACCUCGCGUCCUAGCCCCGUUGGCGACGGCGGCGGUGCGGCCACGGGCGCGGCGCGACCAGCUGGUUACAACCUCAACGCUGAGUUCAAGUGGAAGUGCCGGGAGGAGAUCCCCAAGUUCUUCGGGGGUUGCGGUUGGCGGCGCACUCUGGCGUGCCUGUCAUGGCUGGAUGCGGCCCGCUCUUACGGCUUGCCGACCGCGGAAGCGACAGCCUCCAGCGUCUUCUUCUUGACCGCCGCGCUGGCGUAG